Anopheles cruzii is the source of this 2049-nucleotide messenger RNA. Its product is annotated as fatty-acid amide hydrolase 2-A. The record is from RefSeq and is a predicted model, not a curated record. The transcript is spliced from 6 exons. The coding region runs from base 149 to 1840 and encodes 563 amino acids. Lineage: Eukaryota; Metazoa; Arthropoda; Insecta; Diptera; Culicidae.
GUUUUGUAUUGAUCGAAGUACUCAGACACCGUGCGGUUUCGUCGUGCGUAAUUCAUAAAGGCGGUGACUCAUAAACUCAAAGCAGAAGCGGAGCGGUUCGUCGGUUUUAUUACACUCCGUGUGCACCAGUUCCCCUCGGACCCUCCAUAUGAAAGCGGACCGGCAGCGGUUGAAGAACAAAGCCAAAGAAUUCCUGCGAUCGCUGGGCACAUGUUGGAAGGAUCGCACCGGUAGGAAGAUGGAAACCGCACCGAAGACCGCCCGACGGCGCUCGCUGUUCAAGGCCGUGCUGAACGUGGCCCACAAGUUCCUGGCCCUGCUCGUCCGGUGGCUCUCGCAAACGAUCUACGGCGAACAUGGCAAGCGGAUGCCACCGAUCACGAACCUGAUACUGAUGGAAUCGGCCACCUCGCUGGCGGCCAAGAUCCGAACGCGAAAGCUGACGAGUGUCGAAGUGACGCAAGCCUUUAUCGACCGGUGCAAGGAGGUGAACCCGCUGCUGAACUGCGUGGUCGACGAGCGGUUCGAGGAAGCGCUGCGGGAUGCGGAGCGGGCCGAUAAGCUGGUCGCAUCCGGCACCAUGACCGUGGAGCAACUGGAACGCGAAAAACCAUUCCUCGGUGUACCGAUCUCGACCAAGGACUGCAUUCGAGUGCAAGGUCUUUUGCACACGUCCGGCAUUUGGUAUCGGCGGAACGUUCGCGGAGAGAAAGACGCACGCACCAUCGAGCUGAUGCGGCAGGCCGGGGCCAUACCGUUCGCGCUGACCAAUGUGUCCGAGUGCUGCAUGUGGUGGGAAAGCGUCAACACCAUCCACGGCCGCUCAAGAAACCCGUACGACGCGAAUCGUAUCGUCGGUGGUUCGAGCGGAGGCGAAGGCUGCAUCCAGGCGGCGGCCGCCUCCCCGUUCGGGCUCGGGUCGGACAUUGGUGGAUCGAUCCGUAUGCCGGCCUUUUUCAACGGCAUCUUCGGCCACAAACCGUCCAAGUUUGUCGUCUCGAACGAGGGCCAGUACCCGGAGGCACUGUCCGAGGAGCAAACCUCGUUUCUGGGAAUUGGCCCGAUGUGCCGCUACGCUACGGACCUGAAGCCGGUGUUGCGCAUCAUCGCCGACGAGCACGCGGCCAAACUGCGCCUCGAUGAGCCGGUGGACCUGAAGCAGGUCAAAUUCUUCUACCAACCGAACGACGGUGGCGCUCACCUUGUGUCGCCCGUCGAUCUGGACAUCCGCGAUGCCAUGGAAAAGGUGAUGGCCCAUUUCCGGGCCACGGUGAAAGCGGAGGUGCGGAAAGUCUCGCUCGAGAAGCUGCGCCAGUCGGCACCGAUCUGGUUCGCCAACAUGAAAACACCGUCCAAGAUUGGGUUCGAUGCGCAGCUGGCGAAUCUGCAGGGAACCGUGAACCCGUGGCUCGAGCUGCUGAAGUGGCCACUGAACCAAUCGCGCCACACGCUCGUCGGCAUCCUGACGGCCCUGACCGAGCGUGGUGGCGUUCAGUACGGGUCGGAAUCGUACCAUUACUACGUGCGGCAGCGUAACGAGCUGGCGGCCGAGUUCCGAGAGAUGCUCGGCGAGAACGGAGUGUUCAUCUACCCAACGCACCCGACCGUUGCGCCGUACCACAACGAACCGCUGAUACGGGCGCUCAACUUCAGCUACACCGCCAUCAUCAACACUCUGGGUCUGCCGGCGACGGCCGUACCGCUCGGUGUGGGCCGCGAGGGACUGCCGAUCGGGCUGCAGGUGGUUGGCGGUGUGAAUCAGGACCGUCUGUGCCUUGCCGUGGCCUGCGAACUGGAGCGUACCUUCGGGGGCUGGGUUGCGCCCGAGGUGAAGGCCUAAACACGGUGGCGCACCUCGCGGAAGGAUACACGAACCACCGGCACGUUGUUGGUUGUUCCAAUUAAAACGAACAAGAACAUGUAGGUAGAUGUAUUUUUCUCGUUUCUUUUUUACUAAAAUACACUAAGAUAUUUUAUACACACGGGAUACACACCGAACCAUUUAUAAUCCGAUUGGAAGUACAAUAAAGCGAGGAACCACCGGGGAGG